ACGCACACGGAAGCAGAAGUCCCUGACAGUCCAAACUCAGGGAAUCAAAGUCCCACAGAGUCUCCAGCAGCUCUCCACGUCCACGGGCUGACUCCACACAAGUUGCCACGAAUACACAGCGGCAUGAUGUGGAGGUUAGUGAGCUGCACGCUGUGCCUCUUGGUGUCCUUACAGCUCAGUUUAUGGACUGUCUGGGCGGCGGAAGAUGAGCCGGACGGCGAGGUGAAGAUUGAAGUUUUGUUCAAACCCGAGACAUGCACUCCAAAAAGUAAAAGAGGAGAUCUGAUUAACGCCCACUACGAUGGGUACAUCGCCAAAGAUGGUUCUCAGUUCUACUGCAGUCGAUCAGACAAAGACGGGCACCCUCAGUGGUUUGUGCUGGGUGUUGGACAAGUCAUCAAGGGCCUUGACAUAGGAAUGGAUGAUAUGUGUCCUGGAGAGAAACGGAAAAUCACUGUUCCACCUAGCCUGGCCUUUGGAACAAAAGGCAAAGAUCCAGUGCCGCCGAAUGCCACAGUGAUCUUUGAAGUGGAGGUUUACGCUGUGUCCAGGGGACCACGCAGCAUGGAGGCUUUCAAGAAUAUGGACGCUAAUAAAGACAGAAGUCUCACAAAGGAGGAGGUGAAAGAAUACUUGAAACUGGAGUAUUUAAGAAAGGAAGGGAAGCCUCGCGAUGACGCUUUCUAUCAGAAGAUUAUGGAUGAUAUAUUCUACAAGAACGACCAAAACAAAGACGGACUGAUCAGCUCGAAAGAGUAUAAUAUAUAUGAACACGAUGAGCUCUAGUGUUGUCCUUUUUCUUUUUUAAGUUCAUGUGCUUUGAUUAAUUAGAGCGAAAACAAGACAUAAAAGACAAGGUCAGAUGUUCUUGUACACUGUUAGAUGCCACAUUAUGAUUUUCAGUACACUGUGUGUUAUUUUGUAAUUAACCUUUACUUUUUUUACUUUAUUUCAACUUGCCUCAUCACUUCUACUUGAAUUAGUGGUUUCCCUACAUUACCCAGGAUGCACUUUGAAACCUGUGCAUGCAUUCUGGCCUGUCGAACAUACUGUGGGAGUAGAGAAGAGCCUCUUCUAUUCCAUGGUUGGUGAAUUUUUCCAUUUAAAGGCAGACAGGAAAUAACUGUGCUGAAGUAUUUGGAGUCGCCAACCUUUUUCCAAGCCAGAAAACAAGCCUCUCUAUUUAACCAUGCAAGUAAGAUCUCUCCAACACCUGUGAAAACUUUGACUUCUGUGCAACUACCACUAUAUUCUAGCUUUUAAAAAAUGUUUUUAUCUUUGUAUUUUUGUGACUUUGCGGCGCAAAAGAAGAAACCACAUGAUUACACAAUGUUGUGGAGUCAGUGGCUUUUAAACUGUAACACGACUGUCAUGUGAUAUUUCAGACAGUGGUAUAACCAGACCUGUGAAUUCUUCUUCCCCCUAUUCUGCAAUAUCACAGAUCGACAGAUAGAGGAGGAUAUAAAUUUGACUGCAAAGACUGAUAGGAUGUCAAAACCUAAAAAAGCCUAAAAAAAAUGAUGUUGCUGUGAUGGAGAAGUUUGAAUAUAACUGAUGAUAAAAUGGACAUGGAUGCGUGUUGUGGUUCAUCAGACAUGUUUACAGGUUUUGUGUCCAUCUCUGUGUAGUACUAAUCAUGUGUUGUAUCCAGUUGAACAACUGUAUUUAGUAUCACAAUAAAUAAACCAUAGUGUGUGUGGAAAAUCAGAGCAUGUCACGUGUUAUUCACAUGUA
This is a messenger RNA of Larimichthys crocea (large yellow croaker), 1734 nucleotides long. RefSeq names its product FKBP prolyl isomerase 7 (gene fkbp7). Gene Ontology annotation, molecular function: peptidyl-prolyl cis-trans isomerase activity; calcium ion binding. The record is from RefSeq and is a predicted model, not a curated record. The transcript has 4 exons. Lineage: Eukaryota; Metazoa; Chordata; Actinopteri; Sciaenidae. The coding region runs from base 124 to 786 and encodes 220 amino acids.